Messenger RNA from Aspergillus vadensis CBS 113365, 828 nucleotides. RefSeq lists its product as uncharacterized. NCBI's taxonomy places the organism in Eukaryota, Fungi, Ascomycota, Eurotiomycetes, Eurotiales, Aspergillaceae. The transcript is spliced from 3 exons. The coding region runs from base 1 to 828 and encodes 275 amino acids. The record is from RefSeq and is a predicted model, not a curated record.
AUGCCACCUGUCACCAGAGCGCAAGCAAAAUACGAAUUUCCAAAAUUCUUUCCAGAAGCUUCCCGCGACGCGUCAACUUUCGCGCUGAGGCAGCCGCCUAGAACCGGGAAACACACCAAGUUGGUCGAUUGGAUCGUAUUGAACCCAGGCACAGGCGCGACACAUCACGAUGCAGCCGACCCCAUUACUAGACUCUUCCAAAAUAUUUUCAACCAAUCUGAUUACCUUCCACCACACACCGAAUGGCUCAUGCUGUCGUGGAGCUCUGCGGAUAUGCGCAACAUAUUUAUCAACUCAGAUGAGUACCAGUGCCUUACCGAGACCCUUACCGCUUGGGCUUCCGAGCGAUCCGUCCAAGUAUCUAUGAUCGAUCUCUCCCAGACACUUGGGGCUGCAUUCCAUGACGGCGCUUUCCGGAACCAGUAUGUUGGUGCAACAGAGUACUACGAGCUCAUGGCCGUGUAUUUUCCUGAGGAUCUGGUGGGCUCACAGAUUCAGGAGCUGAACCGCACCAAUCUAUACAACCUUGGAAUUCUCAUUGGCUCUGAUGUGUACCCCUUGGCAGGGCUUACGGACUGGCAGCAUGGAUGGCUUGAUCGACCGGUGCUCUUCCAAGGGCAACGUGCCCGGUGUCUCGUCUACUUGCUGCGGUGGGAAAAUGCCGACCGCGAGCACGAGUACAAAAAUUUCCACGUUGAGGUGAACAGGAACAUUGUAGAUUACUGGGGCGAAUUUGUUACCACAUUGAAGAAAAAUGGGAUGUUGGGCUACGAAUCGCAACAUGCAUCAUUACUUAGACAGUCGGUCGGAUCGAUGCUAGGUGACUAG